Molecule: messenger RNA, 516 nt
Organism: Pleurotus ostreatus (oyster mushroom)
Lineage: Eukaryota; Fungi; Basidiomycota; Agaricomycetes; Agaricales; Pleurotaceae
Exons: 1
Coding region: 1-516 (171 amino acids)
Source: RefSeq, a predicted model, not a curated record
AUGUACUUCAACAUCAAACCUCUUGCUCUCCUCGCUGUUACCGCCCUCGCCCCUCUCGCAGACGCAUUGCGCUACGAUGGGUACUCUUCUACUGUCGCCUGUAGCGGUCCCAGCUUCUUCUGCAACGACAACGGAGGAGUGUGCUGCUCCCUCCCCACUGGGUUUGGCUUCUCCGUGCAGUUCGCCGACCUUCCAGCGGGUACCCAAGGCCAGGGAUACACCGGAAACACCUGCGGGAGCUUCCUGUUCUCUGUCUUCGGGCCCGGCACCAGAUGCUGGAACGGUGGAGGAGCCCGUGCCACGCACAUGAACUGGUUCCACUCGCCCCAGGGUGGCAGACGCGACGUCAUCGCCUCCCGUGCGGACAACUCAACCUGCGGGCCCUCCGGGUUCACCUACCACGACGACAGCGGCGUCGCGAGGAGCAUCAAGGUCCCUCUCGGCGAGGCUGAAGCAAUCGUCGAGUCCUACACUAAGAAGGACUUUGCCAAGUUGGCCAGCUACGAGACCUACUAA